This is a messenger RNA of Megalopta genalis, 3238 nucleotides long. The record is from RefSeq and is a predicted model, not a curated record. NCBI's taxonomy places the organism in Eukaryota, Metazoa, Arthropoda, Insecta, Hymenoptera, Halictidae.
UUAAAGGAAGAAAUACAUUUCAUUUCUGUCUCUUAUUAAUUCAAAAGAUUUUGCAUAAAGACCCGCAGUCUAGCACAUAUUCGCAAAUAUGCACAUAUUCGUUAUCAGUUUCACAGUCUUCUUCUUGUUCACUGAGAAUCCAAUAUACCGAUAACAAUACAUCUUGAACAAUUAUGCCAGUAUUGUGUUACAUCAUUAUUAUCGUUAUUGAUAGCCCGAUCGAAUGAAGUAAACUUAGACUUUCAAAUUAAACUUUCAACUAUAACUUUGCAAUAUUUAUUCAGUUACUUUUAGUUCCUGGUUAUUCUAGCAUCAAAUUCAGUAGAAUUAUGGUUGCAUUGUGAUAAGAGAAGUUGAUAAACUGUUCUGACUAUUGGAGACGGAACAUCACAGUGUAGUUGUGGUCGUUACUCGAGGAUACAUCAAUGAUAACUCACUUUUAAUAUGGUUCGAUGAUAAACGAGAAGGGAAUUGUUGGUCGGGCCGUGAACGAGGCGACUCCAAAAUACUUUAUAGAAAGUAAUUGGCACAUCCGAGGCUGGUUUCCCCCAUCUGAGCAUGACACGUAAUUUUCCACCGAUUAGGCGCGCGCCGGAUAACGUUAAGUUCUGCGGUUCUUUGGGACUCCGAGGCUCUGAAAACAAUAAAUUACCAUCUACUUUUUAAGGCAAUAGCAAACAAUAAGGGAAGCCGACUCGCAAACAGAAUGCAGAAUGACUUCGCCUCGCUUCGCUGAAUUAUUUAUCGGGCGUUCGCUUUCGUUUGAAUAAUUUAAUAUUUUUGACGACAUCGACGGCACAACAAUAAUAAUUCGUCGUCGUACGAGACUUCCCGUCUCUCAUCAGGCCACGAUCAAUGGAAAAUACAGGGACGAGUAAUUGCACGACAAAUGAUCGAUAAUUACAGCGCAAAAACUGUAAUGGCCUUUGCACGCGCACUCGAAGAACGGCCAUUGGCGGAGGAAACCCUGCAAAGUUGAUAAAGGAACGUGGAUCACGGAAUGGAAUGAUAUUAUCGGUGAUAGUGAUGGAAUAUGCUUUCGACUCGUGAUGUAAGAUUUGCAUUCGUAUUUGAAUCCUGAAGGAUGAACGAUGCCUGCAGCAGAGGAUACUUCGGUUGCUUCUUCGUUUUUUCCAGAAGACCUGUUCGUGUCGAUAUCACUGAGGAGAUCGGUUUAACAGAUCCGACGGAUAAGUUCUAAGCAUCGACCUGUAGGAGAUACCAUCAGAAUGAAGACGAGCUUUCAAAGUUUGAACCGCUGGAACGACCUGAUGAAUACGUUGUCAGGGAACUUUCUACCGGUAACGAGCGAGGAAACGAAGAUGCCGGUUAUUUUGAAGUUAUACGUGGCCAUGAUUUGGACGAUCGAAUUGACGUAUCUUGGCGCCUGUACCGUCGGCAUAUUCUACGUGCCAAAGGAAAAGGCGCUGAGGGACGGCACGGUGAAUUUUGUGGUUACGUUCGACAUAUUUUUCUUCCUCCCAAUCUUGUAUAGUAAUAAAGACACGCUGCAAGGAUUGAUCGGGACGCUGAACAAGAUUUUUGCUGCAGAGGGUAGCAUGCUCACGACUACAGUUACUCAGUUGCUGGAGCCGAUGAUGAGGGUCCAGAAAAUUUAUAUAAUCGGCAGCGGAACUGCGCUUCUUGCGUGGACAACGUUGCCGCUCGCGGGUCUGUUCUAUAAGAAAGAAUUCUAUUGCGCGGAUUAUCAAGUGCCGAUGGCUUUGUCGAAGGAGCCAUUUUCCGUGGCCAUUUUCGUCGCUGGUACUGCGCUUCAGAUGGUCGGCGGCGUUGUCACCUUCAUUCGAAAGGCUAGCUUGGACGUGUACACUAUACACUGGAUCCUUUUGAUGACUGCUCAGUACAAGUAUAUGGAGCUGAAGUUCAUAUCGAUACUCGAGAAGGACACCACUUCCAUCGCCAAGGACACGAUCACUGAGGAAAUGAGAUUGCUGACCCGGCAUCACAACACUGUAGUAAAAAUGGCCGUCGCAUUGAAACGAAUAUUUUCUCCGAACAUUGCGGCUCUGUACAUAAACAAUGUUUUUCGCUUCUGUUUUUUAAGCAUUAUGGUGAUAACGUCUGCCAACAGCCUGUUAAGAUCUUUCAUUGUAUUAUACACAUGCGGUGCACUGAUGCAGUUAUAUAUGAUAUGCUUUUGCAUUCAACAUUUAUUGGAGGCGAGUACAACAAUGAUGGACAGCGUGUUUCAUAAAAAUUGGUACCUUCAUGAUAUUUCGCUGCAACGAUCCGUUAUGUUCAUGACUUUGGCUACAAAAUUGAAAUGCCAAUUAUCUCGAUUUCGGAAUAUUGAUCUAACACUACCAUCGUUUAUGUCGAUUCUGAACCAAGCGUACUCAGUAUGUUUGUUAUUUCUAAGGUCAAGGCGAGAUUGAAAAUGGCAACCAGUAACCUUAAAAUUAGUUUCAUUAGAUCAAUUUUGAUAAUGCAUUAGAAACGAUUUUACGUCAAUGAAAUAAAAAUAUAUACAUAUGUUAAUCAUUGUUAAUAGAUGUGCUCCCUCUAUUAUUUACAAUUUUGCAGGUCACAGCGACGAACAAUGAUCAUUUCCUAUACGUUCCAGUGUUCCCAGCUUUGACUACCACCUCAAUCGCAUACAGAUUCCCAAGAAAACGGUUUGUCUGAAGAAAUCCUUGAGCACAUUGAUUUGGUUGUGACUGCAGCAAAUCACAAUUACACAAAAUUAUGUAUAAUUAAGUAAGAUUCAAGAAAAAACUAGUAUUCUUUUAUACACUUAACAUGUUGACUGUCACCUGGCUCACAUAUAGAAUACUAUUGUAUAUGCUCAGAUAAUAGUAGUAACAGUAACAAUUGCUACAAUGAAUUUAGGUUACCAUUAAAGUUUCUCUUUUAUUAAUUAAACUGCUUCGAUUCUGUUUAAUUUUUAGGGUUCAUAUUCAGCAGUCGACAUAUUAUCUUAUUGGCAUAAAUAAAUUCUUGUUUGACGUAUAUUAAUUUUGUGCAAAAUAUUCUAAACAAAAUAAUAAUCCCACUAUAAUCUUGCGAAUUCUGCUUGUAUAAUGUUGAUCCAUGCACUGGAUGCUUGAUAUUCCAUUUAAUUCUAGAAUUGAUUUUUCAACCAGUUAACUGUUGCAAUCUCUUUGAAGAGUGUGUAAGUUACUACAAAUGAUACUGUAUAUGUUGGAUUUCCUUCAUAUUCUGUCUAAAUACAACACUUUUAUAAAAUAUGUAAUUUAAUAAAGAAUAUCAAAGUAUA